This is a messenger RNA of Cydia splendana, 1591 nucleotides long. Its product is annotated as transmembrane protease serine 9-like. Gene Ontology annotation, molecular function: serine-type endopeptidase activity. NCBI's taxonomy places the organism in Eukaryota, Metazoa, Arthropoda, Insecta, Lepidoptera, Tortricidae. Gene Ontology annotation, biological process: proteolysis. The transcript has 4 exons. Bases 1 to 1161 code for a protein of 386 amino acids. The record is from RefSeq and is a predicted model, not a curated record.
AUGCCAAACGGUUGCCAGAAAUGUUGGGAAGAAUUCAAAGGAUGGCUAAAGGCUUUUACGCCCGUAGAAACAUUUUUGACUAUACUAGAAGCUUUACUAUUAGUGGUACUUAUAGUGUUUAUGGUAUUUUUAAUUCUUCAUUUUCUUUCCUGUCGUGGGGAGCUUGAGAGUUCAACCUUGGACUCGGACACGGCCUCUAAUACCACGACGGUGGCUCCAAGGUAUUCGACAAGGAGGCCGACUGGGAUUCAUAAUGACACUACCGGGAGGAAAACUCGGCCAACGUGCACUUAUACUAAGGAGCAAAAAAGUACACUGGCUACGACGUCUGCGAACGAAACUACCGCCUCUUCGAGUCCAUACUCAACCGACGUACCAAUAACCUACGCGACGCCGACUCACCCCGACCAGAUCGUCUCUAUCGAGUCGGACGGCGAGCUGGCCGUCGAGGACGAGAGACGUCACGUGAUGGCAUUAGUGAAGAUCAAGCCGAGUGGUGUGACGUUCGGGUGCAUUCUGACGGUGGUGGCGGAGCGGUGGGUGCUCACCGCUGCGAGCUGCUUGGAUUCCAUUGAAGAGGUCGACUCUCUAGACAACUUCGUCAUAAUGGACAAUUACGACGCCCUAAACAAGGGUCGAUCUCACGCCGUGUCCGACGUGCGCGUACAUCCUCUCUACGAGGGCGGCAACAAGUCGUACGACCUGGCGCUGCUGCGGAGUGAGGACGGGUUGGACAGGCCCCCGGUCAAGAUAGCGUCGCUUUUGAUUUACUUCAAGCUGCCUAUGGGGGAGGCGGGGAAUAUAUUGGGCUUUGGGAGGUUUAGAACAAUAGACCACAGCGUACCACAGCAAGUCCACUCCGCUGUCGUCCACAUCCUCCCCUCCUCGCUCUGCAUGUCCCCCGAAACCCUGAGCCUGGAGCGCCACCUGAUCCCGCUCGAGCCUGUAGCCCACGGGCGCUGCGGGCUCGCUCCGCUCUGCCUGGGCGUGCUGCACGCGCGCGGCGCGCCGUGCAACUUCUGCGCGGGCGCGCCGCUGCUGCGCGCGGGCACGCUGCUCGCCGUCAUGGCGGACAACGAGCAGUGCGGCGCGGCGUGCGAGCCGGCGCUCUAUGCUAACGUGGCUGCGCACCAACAAUGGAUCCAUGCUAGUGCUAGCUAACUGGAUACGAUACCAAUACACAAUAUGAUUGUCUGUCUGCUAGCUAUAUUAUGAUCAUGUCUCUGUGUACCCCUCUGCGCGACCAUACUGCAAACAUGUGGAAUAGUCGGGCGAAGCCUGACGUCCGAAGCGCACCAGUGCCAGGCGCCUGUGACGCCCUCAUGUUUAUAAGUCGGGGCAAGCCCGAAGUUCGAGUCCCUUGGGGGUGAGAGAAAGCUAGACAGUUGCGAAAAACAGAGACAAAGUAGGGAAACAGUUUUUAAAACUAUUAGGUAUUGUUAACCCCAACACGAUACACAAGAUUUUUCCAUUUAGAUGUCCUUGUUACGUUAUAUAGUACCAUCGCCCACACUGUUAACUGUACAUGGACCUUAUGCCUUUUGUAAUAAGGUCGAUCCACCGCUGUACAGUUAAGAGUGUUGCUGUUUGU